UGUAACAUCUUUGGUAAAGGCGUUAUUUUUGUUUUCGUGACCCGGAAGUGUUGGAUCUGUCGAGUGUUUUAGCGAUCUUUGUUUACAUGCGAUAUUCACCGAAGACUUUGCUAUUUUGUGUGAGGCUGGUGAAUUCGAUGUGACGCGCAGUGAUGAACGGCAGCUCGAACCCGCCUCUCGAUAAAGAAGAGCAUGUGUUAAAGCUCGGAGAUAGUUUUGAGAAGAGGCCAAGAUCAUCUUUUCACACCAUCAGAUAUGAUUUUAAACCAGCAUCCAUAGAUACAUCCUGUGAAGGAGAAUUACAAGUAGGAAAAGGAGAUGAGGUUACCAUCACAUUACCACACAUACCAGGCUCCACUCCACCAAUGACAGUGUUUAAGGGCAACAAAAGGCCGUAUCAGAAAGACUGCGUUCUCAUCAUCAACCAUGACACCGGAGAGUUCAUGCUGGAAAAGCUCAGCAGCAGCAUACAAGUCAAGAAAACAAGAGCUGAGGGAAGCAGUAAGAUCCAGGCUCGUAUAGAGCAGCAGUCAGUGAGAUCUAACCAGCUGACGGCACAGUUCCGCACCCCCAUCAAGCCCGGAGCGGGGGCGAAGACCUCACCAACCAAAGACAACCCUUCACCUGAGCCUCAGCUGGAUGACAUCAAACGAGAGCUACGGGCCGAGGUGGAUGUGAUUGAGCAGAUGAGCAGCAGUGGCAGCAGCAGUUCGUCAGACUCUGGCAGUGGUGAUGACAGCUCCUGCAGUGAUGCAGAACAGGAAACUCAUCUGUCCCCCAGCAGGAACAACAUGGCCAACGGAAUGAACAAAUCACAAGGCAGCAAUCAGCUGAUGAGCACACUCCGAAAUGAUCUUCAGCUAAGUGAAUCUGGCAGUGACAGUGACAUCGACUGACCUCCCUGAUGUUACAAACAUAGAUUGUGUUUCUCUGUGUUACAUGCUUUCAUAGAUGAUAUCGGUCAUUUUGCAGUGGUUUCAUAGAUAUGAGUGCUUUUGCAGUUUUAUCUUGAGCUUUUAAUGGAUUCAUGUUAACAUGGAGAUAUCAUAGAAAGUGUUGAAGAAUGUAAAAUAAUUUUAAUGGAUUUUAUUUUUAUUGCAAAGGGAAAUGUUUGAACAGAUAAUGUUGUUUAAAUCAUUCAAAUUUAAUAUUGUACCUUUGGUUGUUCAGUAUUUUUAUGAAGCUAAAAAUCAUCCAUCAGCAUUGCUUAUUUCUCCUAUCCCCUCAUGUUCAGUGUUGCAUAAACCAAAUUAAUUGCAUGAUCUUUAUGCAGACUGCUUUUCGCAUUGCCUAUGAGGUUAAGCCAAAAUGUUUUACACAGUUUAGAAUUCAGUGGAAACCGACAAGUACAAAUGACUUUGUCGCAUUUUUUUUGACAUAAGGGUCACAUUCCCUCACAUAAAACAUUUUAAAAUACUGUCAAUACCCCAUGUCUCAAAAUAUGUGUAUGUGGUUAUCUAUAGAAGUGUAUACUGCUGGUUUAGCCCAAAAUAUUUUUUUAUUGCACUGUACAAAAUAUUUAUGUUGUAAAUACUGAACUUGUAUUAAACCUGCAACAGUUA
Cyprinus carpio (common carp) is the source of this 1562-nucleotide messenger RNA. RefSeq names its product ELL-associated factor 1-like. NCBI's taxonomy places the organism in Eukaryota, Metazoa, Chordata, Actinopteri, Cypriniformes, Cyprinidae. Bases 153 to 896 code for a protein of 247 amino acids. The record is from RefSeq and is a predicted model, not a curated record. The transcript has 6 exons. Gene Ontology annotation, biological process: regulation of transcription elongation by RNA polymerase II; positive regulation of DNA-templated transcription. Gene Ontology annotation, molecular function: transcription elongation factor activity. Gene Ontology annotation, cellular component: super elongation complex.